Molecule: messenger RNA, 1047 nt
Organism: Eruca vesicaria subsp. sativa (arugula)
Lineage: Eukaryota; Viridiplantae; Streptophyta; Magnoliopsida; Brassicales; Brassicaceae
Source: the annotation of a GenBank genome assembly
AUGGACUUGCGUAUGCUUCAGAUUGCUGUUUAUUUGUCAUGCGGUGCCACAGCAUGUUACCUCUGGGGCCGUAGAAUUAAAGGGAAAGCUGACUCUUUUAAUAGUAUUACCCGUGCAGUUGACUUCAAAUGGUUGGAUGAUUUUCUUAAAGAGAAAGCCACGAAGCUCCUUGUUGUUGUGUCCGGGAAAGUUGCUUCUGCAACGCCCUUGAACUGCAAACCUGAUGAUGCUUCUUCGGGUGAUGUUUUUGAGGCUAAGUUCGAAAUGGGUUAUGAGACCAAAUUGGACGAUGAUGGUGGUUUGAUAAACAGGUGUCAUAAUUUUCUGUUUCAAAUCAAGGAUACUGCUUGGUAUCUUGAAGACGGUACGGGUCUGGUGAAAGUAGUGAGAGCUGAACUUGCUGAUGGUUAUGUUGAUAUUCUGAAACCGCAAUUUGAUUUCUCAUUAAUUUUUGAAGUCUUUCAGAGGUUUCAUAAACCCCAAGAAGGCUCUAAGGUGAUUUUCCGGAGUGCUCUCGAAACUGGUACCUCCUUAACUAUUAUUGGCGAGGCUGCUAGAGACGAGGCUGGUAAUGUCACUAUCCAAAAACCCAAGGAACAGUCUUUUAGGAUCUUCAGUGGAGAAGGCUCCUUUGAUAAAAUGGUUGGCAACUUAAAGUCAAACUCAGAGUUUUAUUUUUUCUACUCCAAGAUCUUUGGAACUAUUGCAGUGGCUAUAGCCGUCAUGAAAGGUGUGACUUUCAUAAGAAGGGUUCUUCGUGAGAGAUCAGAGACUACUGAUUCAGACAGCGAGGACACCAUUCAGGGAGGAGAAUCAGAGAACAGUAGUUUAUAGGAAUGCAAGUGAAUGAACCUUCAUCCUCUAGCAAGUGAAGUCACUUAUGUUUCUUUAGAGAUAGAGAGAGUCCACGGCUUUGAAGGCUUUUGUGGAAGCAUAUGAUCUCAUUUUCAAGAAAAACUAUAAAAAAAAGCAAGAUUGUUUUAUUUUUAUGGUUAUGUUUAUCUUUUCAAACGAAAACUAUUUUAUACAAGUUUGUACCUACAAUAU